GUGGAAGAAACAACAAAAUGAAACCAUUUAAUGAUGGUAACCUUUAAGGAGAAAAGCACAAGCCAGCCUGAGGUGGUGAAAUCUCUUUUAAGCAUCACCAGAAGUUCACUACAGGCAAACCUCAAUGAAAGAAACUAAGUGUGAGGGCAGAUACUCAACAUUUUUCUAAAUGGUAAAUGGGGACAUUACCAUCCAUCAAUGACGAAGAGAGAAAUAAAAGGAUUGUUUCUGGCCCCUGAGAACAGUUGAAUAUCCAGCUGAUUUUCAAACAGAAUCUUCUUGGCCUGCAUAGAAGCCACAGCAGUAUCUCCUUUCUCUCAUUUUUUGGCCCUGCACAUGACUCUGAGAGAAGCACCAAUGGCCUGCAGCUUAGGCAUGGUGAUGAGUGCCUUGUUUUGGUCUGUAGCCAUUGUAUAUUUGACUCAAAUUGGCAGAGUCAGUGGAGACUGCUGGCUAAUUGAGGGUGAAAAGGGCUUUGUAUGGCUUGCAAUUUGUAGCCAAAAUCAACCACCUUAUGAGGCCAUCCCACAGCAUAUCAACAGCACCAUAGUGGACCUUCGUCUGAAUGAAAACAAAAUCAAAAGUAUCCAUUAUUCUGCCCUUAGUCGCUUUGCCAACUUGACCUACCUGAACCUGACAAAGAAUGAAAUUUCCUACAUAGAGGAUGGGGCCUUUUCUGCUCAGUUUAACUUACAAGUCCUUCAGAUGGGCUUCAACAAGUUGCGGAACCUGACAGAGGGGAUCCUCAGGGGUUUAGGAAAGCUGCAGUACCUCUACCUCCAGGCAAACCUGAUCGAGACUGUGACACCCAAUGCCUUUUGGGAAUGCCCCAACAUUGAGAACAUUGACCUCUCCAUGAACCGAAUUCAGCAGCUAGACGGGUCCACGUUUACUAGUUUGACUAAACUGACCACCUGCGAGCUGUAUACCAACCCUUUCAACUGCUCAUGUGAAUUACUUGGUUUUGUCAAAUGGCUCUCAGUUUUCCCCAACAGGACGAAUGAGCGGAUGGUCUGCGACUCCCCACCUGGCGUCUCUGGUUAUAGUUUACUUAGCCAGAAUCCUAACAAUCCAACAUAUCGAAAUGCCCUUCACAUGCUUACCACUGUGUGUACUGAUGACUACGUGACACCAUUUAUUCCUGUGCCCAUUGAUCCCACAACUAUCCCACCAGACUCGACACUUUGUGGGUUGGAUGACUGUCCCUCAGGCACAGAACCUGAAGAUAUUACCAUCAGUACAACCUACAAUGAUGUGGAAGUAAACCCUCUGAUGAAGCUGAAGCAAGUAUCAAAUACAGGUGCCACUAUCACAGUUCAGAUUCCUCAUCCCUACAAGAAGAUGUACAUCCUGGUUCUGUACAACAACAGCUUUUUCACAGAUAUUCAAAACCUGAAAGAUAUAAAGGAGGACAUUGAACUAAAAAACCUUAAACCCCACACUAACUACACAUAUUGUGUUGCUUCAAUACGUAAUUCUCUUAGACACAACCACACUUGUCUGACAAUCACCACUGGCCCUUGGAAUGGAAAGGAUAGAGGUGUAAACAAUGCAACUGCUACCCACUACAUUAUGACGAUUUUAGGCUGCCUCUUUAGCAUGGUCAUUUUUCUGGGCGUGGUUUACUACUGCUUGCGAAGAAAGCGUCAGCAAGAUGAAAAGCACAAAAAAUCAGGGAGCCUGAAGAAAAACAUAAUGGAACUUAAAUAUGGCCAAGAGCUGGAAGGAGGGACUAUUUCUCGAAUGUCACAGAAGCAGCUGUUGGCUGGUGAGAGUAUGGCACGUAUGCCAUACUUACCAUCUGCAGGUGAAAUGGAGCAGUACAAAUUUCAAGAGAUAAGUGAUACUCCUAAAAUGAUGAAAGGAAAUUACAUGGAGGUGCGAAGCAUGGACCACCAUGAACGCAGGGAGUGCGACAUGGGAAUGGCUGGGAAUAGCCAGGGGUCAGUGGCAGAGAUUUCCACAAUCGCAAAAGAGGUGGAUAAAGUCAAUCAGAUAAUUAACAACUGUAUAGAUGCUCUAAAGUCAGAAUCCACUUCUUUUCAAGGAGUGAAAUCCGGAGCAGUGUCCACUGCAGAGCCCCAGCUCGUACUAAUAUCAGAACACCCACAGAGUAAGUCUGGUCUGCUGUCCCCAGGGUAUAAGGACAGCUACCACCACUCUCUGCAGAGGCAUCGAACUUCUGAUGUCUCGCCAAAGAGGCCAAGCACUGCCACAGGAGGGCCCAUGCGAAGCCCUAGGCCUUAUCGCUCUGAAUCCAAGUACAUAGAGAAAACCUCCCCAACAGGAGAAACCAUCCUCACUGUAACACCUGCUGCUGCCAUCCUGAGGGCUGAGGCAGACAAGAUACGUCAGUACAGUGACCACCGGCACUCAUAUCCUGAUGCUCAGAUAGAGGAACUUGAAGGACCUGAUGGCCACAAGUCCUCCAUGUUGGAGCCUCUCACUCACUCCCGCUCCAGAGACUUAGCAUAUUCCCAGCUGCCAUCUCAGUAUCACAAUCUGAGCUACUCCUCCAGUCCCGAAUACUACUGCAAACCAUCACACAGCAUCUGGGAGCGAUUUAAACUCCACCGGAAACGGCACAAAGAUGACGAGUACAUGGCUGCAGGCCAUGCACUGCGCAAGAAAGUCCAGUUCGCAAAGGAUGAGGACCUGCAUGAUAUUUUAGACUAUUGGAAAGGUGUAUCAGCCCAGCAUAAAUCAUAACCUCUUUAGGUGUUUUUAAAAUGGACCACACAUUGCAGAAAUGACACAAGAACCUCAUCUGAUAAUUGAAUCAAUGGAUACUUCCAUAUUAUAAAUCAAUCAAUUCACAUGCAUCACAUUCUCUUUUGACUGUGAGGAAAAAUGAGGUAAAGAUUCUUAAAAUUUGUCAUAUUAUGUAAAGAAUUCAUCGGGAAAACUUUUAUCUAUUAACAAAAAAAAUAUAUUGCAAAUUAAUAAUAUAUAUGUUACAAUGGAUUAUAGGUUUUUGGGUAUCGCAUGGCCAAGUCCUGUGACAGUGGAUUUGCUGUUGUGUAAUAUGAAACUACUAUAUGAAGAUAUGUCUACUAAAACCUCAAUAUUUUUUUGAGGAACUACCUGGACCCUUCAUUCAGAAUGAACUUUUGUUUUCUUCCUUUCCUGCAUAUAUUUAAUUCAACAAAACUAUGUACAGAUAUGGAUUUCUAUAUUUGCAAUGUUUGCUGUGUAAAUGGAAAGUAUUAGUGGAUGAAUCAGGUUUUAUCAAACGGAGUGCUGUUCAUUUAGAAUAACUUGCUGAAGAACAGCAUAUCCCACUUUAAACCUGUCAUAUCAUUUGUCAUUUUUAACCUUCACCGCCUGUUUUGUUUAUUUUUUUUUUUAACCUUUUCUUUGUUAAAGCUUUUACAUGCAUUUACACGACACAGAUGGAUUCAGUUUUUAUGUCCCCUUAAUCACACAAUGCAGUAUUCAAUGGAUGGACACUGAUAGACUCCAUGCAGGCAAGAUGCAGUAUGUUACAUGCUGUAAUGAAAGUCUCAGUCAUCAGUUUCAUCAACCAUCAUUUGUACCUUUAGUACCAAAGUAGAAAACGCUGAAAUGUUUACAAUAUUUCUGCAUGGUCUGGGAAUCGUAUGAACAACGAUCGUAUGAGCAGUAGGUCCAUAUUGACUUUUCUUUUUCUUUUUUGUAUCAGUUACUCUUUCAAAAAUGAAAACAUUGGGAAAUAAUAUUAUCCACACAGGAUACGGCAUUGAAAGUCUACAAUUAAUCACUAAUAUCUCAAAGGGAAUGCAGCUGUGCUCCUUCACCUGUUGUUUAGGUAGAGACAGCUGCUCUUCCCUGCAGGAGAGCCCGAUGGAUGAAUGUAACAGAUACAUAUUCUGAUCUGUCUAUGGCAGCUUUUAUGUAAGGAAGUAUUUAUUUAAUGCUAAUAACGACGUGUUUUCCUUUUCCUUUGCUUCAGUAUUUCUUCCAGUGUAUUAUAUUGCAUAAUGUCUGAUCUGAUAAAUGCAGGAAAGUAAUUUGUUAUUCGGAAGGGCCUUGUUGCUUGCUGAAGGGUUUCAUUUUAUUUUUACCUGCUUACUGGCUGUUAAAUCUUUUUGUAUAUUACGAAAGCUACGUACCAGACGAAUAUCAACAUGCUAGAGUAAAAUUUGAGAAUGUGAAACUGAAUCCUCUGACUUACUGGCUGUGAAUUUGUAUAUCAUGAAAUUUUUUGAGCAAAUGUAAGAUUUAAUGCUUUUUCUUUGUAAGAUGUUUAUAUAACUUUUUCCUAAUAGGCUCAUAAUGAUUCAUUGCAUAUUCAUGAAUGAGCAAUAAAUAUGCAUUUCAAACCCUCCUA
Scatophagus argus is the source of this 4309-nucleotide messenger RNA. It is a transcript of the gene elfn1a, whose product is annotated as extracellular leucine-rich repeat and fibronectin type III domain containing 1a. The record is from RefSeq and is a predicted model, not a curated record. Gene Ontology annotation, molecular function: protein binding. Lineage: Eukaryota; Metazoa; Chordata; Actinopteri; Scatophagidae. Gene Ontology annotation, cellular component: plasma membrane. The transcript has a single exon. Bases 337 to 2709 code for a protein of 790 amino acids.